AGAUCCAGAAUCAAAUGAACGAUAAGUUAUCAUGAAAAGUUAGAAAUUUGUUAUUUAUUUAGCGUAAAAACUUGUAUGUAUUAUGUAUAAACAAUACAAUGUUGCAAUGCCCUUACAUGGCUUAUGUUUAAGACUGAAAUUUGAUUUAACAUCUAAUUUGUAUGUACCAAUAUGAUGCAAUAAAUAAUUACAAGUAGAUAUUACCAUCAUUGUAUUUGCAAGCUAUACAUGCAAACUAGUAACAUUAAAUACAUAUAUUCGUCUAAGAAGCAUUUCUUUCAAUGGCUUGAAACAAUAUCUCAGUCCGAUUCACACACUUUUGAGUAAACAUGUGUUUGAAACAGGAUGUAUUUGACAUACAAAUAUUGACACUCAAUAUGCACACAACAGACUCUCUCAAAUGGCACGCAAACUUAGUGGAAGAAGGUGCAUUGGUUUAACUAGAGAAUCUUGAUUUUUUUGUUGGCAUUUCAUUCUGAAAAUGGAUUUCAGUCAUACGUAUCUCCUGUGCUUAUUCUUCAUAAACAUUGAAUCGUCAUCUGGCCAGUUCAUGCCAGCUAUGAGGAAAACUAACAAAUCAAGUUCAUGCGACGGCACCAGUAAAACUGCACUAGUAGAACACUUCUUCAACGUGAUAUUCACAGAGUUCCACAACAACCCACCAGUGUGUGUCUGUGUCCAAAUGUGCAAUGAUCAACCUACUUACUGCUACCCAAAUGGAUGCCUGAAGAAAGUAGACAAUAAGAAGAAAACCCCUGAAGAGAACAGACCGGCUGCUCCGGUGAAUGUCCAGAACGACGAUAUAGCGAAGACAAUGUUCUUGGUCGAAAAUGACUUUAGCCGUUUAUUGAAUGAAAAUUAUGAAAACAACAAAAAUGCACAAACAGAAAGGUCUUCCGUGAAAGACAUGCGUCCAGACCCUUUCAAAGAUAGAUACAAAUCGCUAUUCAAAUACAAGAAAAUGCCCAAAGUUGAACUAAGGUACAACUUACGAGAACAAGUAAAGAAUAUGAAGUCUGACAUACUCAAGGUGGAAACUCAAGACGUGUCUAAAACGAGAUGGCCAAAAACUAACCACAUGGUGCUUCGUGAACAACAAACUUAUAACCUAGGUGAUAAAUCUAAUGAACCAAAAUCUACUGAUAUUGGAUCAAACAAAUUCUUUAUUCAAGGACCUAGUAUCGAAAGAGAUCUGUAUUCUCCAAAGUUCUUUAAAAGAGAUCUAAGAAGGAACCUCAAAGAUGAUAUCGAUGUUCAAUCCGAGUAUUUGACGGAAUUGCCGGACCCUUUGGAACCAAAAACCUUUUCAUUAGAGACGUUGAUAGAUAAUUUAAUAGGAAACAAUUUUGCAAGAAAACCCGACGGUGAAAUAGAAUUCAAAGAACCUCAUAAUGACUCGCAAACAAUUAGUCAAAUUAUAACAACUACAGAAAAUACAAUCAAUGAUACUAAUACAACAAAAGACAAUAAAGAAAUUACUUGUGUUGUUUCUUUGAACAUGACUAAUGAGAAUGUAGAUGAAAACAAAUACGAAGAAAGUCCUAUCAUUAAGAAACAUUUAGACAAAUGGAAAAAUUACACAUUUAACGAAAUGAUAGCUGCUCUGUCUAAACGAAUUGAAAAACAAAAUAAUACUAGUUUACAAAUAAUGAAAGAUGCUUCCAAAGAUAAUAUUGAGGUAACAAUUACCGGGCCUAUGGAUAAUUUGAAAGAUAAAGAUAAUUUAAACGUCAUAGAAGAUACAAAUAUGAAAAAAGCUACAAAUAGCACACAGAAGAUUACAUCAACUACUGAUAGCAAUAACGAAGAAAAACAAACGGCAACAGUGAUGAAGUAGAGAAAAGGAGAGGAAACUGAUUACGCUUGAAAGAUUGCCGUGUGAUCAU
Messenger RNA from Ostrinia furnacalis (Asian corn borer), 1886 nucleotides. RefSeq lists its product as uncharacterized. The transcript is spliced from 4 exons. NCBI's taxonomy places the organism in Eukaryota, Metazoa, Arthropoda, Insecta, Lepidoptera, Crambidae. The record is from RefSeq and is a predicted model, not a curated record. Bases 482 to 1837 code for a protein of 451 amino acids.